AUGGGAAAUGGCAUGAACAAGGUCAUGCCCGGGUUGUAUAUUGGCAACUAUAGGGACUCAAAAGAUUACCAGCAGCUGGAUCGAUAUGGGAUCACGCACAUAGUUUCCAUCCACGAUAGUCCACGACGCUUUCAUCCAGAUAAACAUUACCUGUGUGUGAUUGCUGCAGAUAAACCGGACCAAAACUUGUCGCAAUACUUUUCGGUGUGCAAUGAUUUCAUCCAUUCGGCACGGCUAAAGGAGGGCAACGUACUGAUACACUGCCUGGCCGGUAUGUCCCGGUCGGUAACGGUGGCCGUUGCCUACAUCAUGUGCGUCACACCGUUAAGUUGGAAGGAAGCUUUAAAGGUGGUACGUGCCGGUCGCUCGAUAGCUAAUCCCAAUCUGGGCUUUCAGAAUCAGCUGCAGGAUUUCGAAACCAGCAAACUGAUCGAGGAACGAAGGCGGUUGAAGGAGCGCUUUCCUAGCCUGGCGCUUGAAUCGACGGAUAAGGAGCAGUGUUGCAUCGCUUUAGAUUAUUACGAAGAGCUGCUGGAAAGCAAGGGAGUAUGCGAAGGACAUUGCAAGUUCGGGAAAGACUGUCCCACGGGAAUCUGCCGGACGGACUCCCGGGGCGGCAUGAGACCUUCGCGAAAACCGAGCCUCUCUUCCAAAAAGCAAUACAACACAUCACUCUCAUCGUCACCCUCGACCUCGUCCCAGCUGUCGGUAAGGAGCGUGGGAACUCCUGGUGGUGGUGGCGGAGCACAGUCCUGUCCCACGUCGCCCCGCUGCUCGAAAGCAUUGAGCCAGCGUCAGGGCAGUGCUGGGGCAACGCGAAAUCCCGAAAACCCACGUGCAGCGGGUGAGUACGCGGCCGAAAUCGACCUCGGGGAGAUAUCGGAGCUCCGGCGUAGUAGCAGCAUCGUCAGUACCUUUCGUCCUCGAAGCAGCCCGGCCGGGUUGUAUUCCUAUACAGGCUCUGCACCACCGUCCAUACACGGGUCGCGGGUUGACUUGAGUGUUAGCGGAGGUACCGGUUCCGCCAUCUAUCUCGGAUCUACCAGCGGAAGUGGUGGUGCUAGCGGGUCCGGCGGAGCGACGGGUGGUGCAACAUCGGCAGGUAACUCACCAGGCCCGGGGCGUCGCCUUAGUAUGCGAUCAACACCCCGUUCCACUCCCGAGUCCUCACCGAAGGCAUCUCCCAAGAAGAGUGCCUCCUCAAGGUCGCUAGCAACCACCGUGCCUGGUAGCACGGGUUCGCCCAAGAAGAGCCCAUCCGGAAGUGGUGGUCGUACGGCGACGGUAACUCCAGCCACCUCCACGGCACCGCUCAGCACCAGCCCGUGUCCAAAGAAAGACGACAAGCCAAGCAAACUAACCUCAAAAACCACCGUCCCAAGUAAUGCUACUAAUGUCAGUAUCACUACUACUACUACUAGUGCGGGUGGCAGCACAGCGAGCAAGGCUGCACCCGUCCGUACUCCAUCAAUUGUGAUAGACAUAACCACUACUACGGCCACAAUUACGACCGGCACGACCUCCGCCAAGGAUGCAGCGUACGGACGACCAACGGAAAAGCGGAACGCACCGUCGAAGGACACGCAGGCGAAAGGUGCCGGUGGCAAAGGAAGCAACACCACCAACACGAACGCAUCCCCCAAAACAAUGGUUGCAAGCAAUAAUGCUAACAAUAGAACCGUGAAGCAGGAAUAG
This is a messenger RNA of Anopheles marshallii, 1695 nucleotides long. RefSeq names its product mucin-5AC. Gene Ontology annotation, molecular function: protein tyrosine/serine/threonine phosphatase activity. The record is from RefSeq and is a predicted model, not a curated record. The coding region runs from base 1 to 1695 and encodes 564 amino acids. NCBI's taxonomy places the organism in Eukaryota, Metazoa, Arthropoda, Insecta, Diptera, Culicidae. Gene Ontology annotation, cellular component: cytosol. Gene Ontology annotation, biological process: protein dephosphorylation. The transcript is spliced from 7 exons.